This is a messenger RNA of Electrophorus electricus (electric eel), 4854 nucleotides long. RefSeq names its product membrane-associated ring finger (C3HC4) 6 (gene marchf6). Gene Ontology annotation, molecular function: zinc ion binding. Gene Ontology annotation, cellular component: endoplasmic reticulum membrane. Gene Ontology annotation, biological process: ERAD pathway. NCBI's taxonomy places the organism in Eukaryota, Metazoa, Chordata, Actinopteri, Gymnotiformes, Gymnotidae. The record is from RefSeq and is a predicted model, not a curated record.
ACCCGCCGUAAAGCGUGACUAGCUCAUUCCAGCUAAGGCCAGGAGAUGCAGGCUCUGUGAGGACAGACGCUUUUAAACGCAUUUCGUGUGUGCGCUCAGGAGUAAUAAUACAGUCGUGAGGUUAUGCUGAGUUCGCGGUUGCUGCUCUGUCGACAUGUUUCUGUAGAUGUUGGCAAGCUAGCUCGUUUUUGCUGGACGGUGUUAUGUGUUGAUUGAAGAGCAGUGCGUCACUGCUAAGCUACACGAUGGACACGGCCGAGGAAGCUGAUAUAUGUAGAGUGUGUCGGUCUGAGGGAACUCUCGACAAACCUCUCUACCACCCCUGUGUCUGCACUGGAAGUAUUAAAUUCAUCCACCAAGAAUGCUUGGUCCAGUGGCUGAAACACAGCAGGAAAGAGUACUGCGAGUUAUGCAAGCACAGGUUCGCUUUCACGCCAAUCUACUCUCCGGACAUGCCUUCGAGGCUUCCGGUCCAGGACAUUUUCGCAGGUCUGGUGACCAGUAUAGGGACGGCCAUACGAUACUGGUUUCACUAUACGCUGGUGGCUUUUGCUUGGCUGGGAGUCGUACCUUUAACCGCAUGUCGCAUCUAUAAGUGUCUGUUUACUGGGUCUGUGAGCUCCCUCCUGACCCUGCCGUUAGAUAUGCUCUCCACGGAGAAUCUGCUGGCAGACUGCCUGCAGGGAUGCUUCGUGGUGACCUGCACACUGUGUGCCUUCAUUAGCUUGGUGUGGUUACGAGAGCAGAUUGUCCAUGGCGGAGCUCCUCUGUGGCUGGAGCAGAAUCACGCACAGCCUGCCAAUGCAGCAGGACAGCCCAAUGAGGCCCAGGGGGCAGAGGACGGAGGCGCCGAGAACCAGGCCGUGCCGGCGGCCGCCCAGCCUCCGGCGGAGAACGACGCCGCUGCGGCUCACGCCCCUGCCGACCCCGCCGAGGAGAUGGAGCUGGACAACGAGGACGAGGAGGAGGCUGGUGCUGAAGACGCAGCUGACGGCAACAACGGUGCACAAGACGAUAUGAACUGGAAUGCUCUGGAGUGGGACCGUGCAGCAGAGGAGCUCACGUGGGAGAGGAUGCUCGGCCUGGACGGAUCUCUGGUCUUCCUGGAGCAUGUGUUCUGGGUGGUCUCUCUCAACACACUCUUCAUUCUGGUGUUUGCCUUUUGCCCAUACCAUAUCGGGCACUUCUCGGUGGUGGGACUCGGUUUUGAAGACUACGUUCGUGCCUCUCACUUCGAGGGCCUGAUCACCACCAUCGUGGGCUACGUCCUUCUGGCCAUCACGCUCAUCGUGUGCCACGGAUUAGCAGCGUUGGUGAGAUUCCAGCGAUCACGGCGAUUGUUAGGAGUCUGUUAUAUCGUGGUUAAGGUGUCCUUGUUGGUGGUCGUCGAAAUCGGCGUGUUCCCCCUCAUCUGCGGCUGGUGGCUAGACAUCUGCUCACUGGAGAUGUUCGACGCGUCCCUGAAGGACCGAGAGCUGAGCUUCGAGUCUGCGCCGGGCACCACCAUGUUCCUCCACUGGCUUGUCGGCAUGGUCUACGUCUUCUAUUUCGCCUCCUUCAUCCUCCUGCUCCGUGAGGUUCUCAGGCCUGGAGUCUUAUGGUUUCUCCGAAAUCUCAACGAUCCGGAUUUUAACCCAGUCCAAGAAAUGAUCCACCUGCCAAUAUACAGACACCUCAGACGAUUCAUUUUAUCAGUGGUUGUGUUUGGUUCCAUUGUCCUGCUCAUGCUCUGGUUGCCCAUCCGGAUCAUCAAACACGUCCUGCCCACCUUCCUCCCAUACAACGUGAUGCUCUACAGUGAUGCCCCCGUGAGCGAGCUGUCUCUGGAGCUCCUCCUCCUGCAGGUUGUGCUGCCGGCUCUUCUGGAGCAGGGUCACACACGUCAGUGGCUGAAGGGUCUCGUGCGAGCCUGGACCGUAACCGCCGGCUACCUGCUAGACCUGCACUCUUACCUGCUGGGAGACCAGGAGGAGACCGAGAACAACGGCAACCAGGCGGCCAACAACAAUCAGCAGGCGCGCAACAAUGCCAAUGCUGCGCCAGCGGUUGGCGAGGGGCUUCACGCCGCCCACCAGGCCAUCCUGCAGCAGGGCGGGCCGGUGGGCUUCCAGCCGUACCGCCGGCCGAGCAGGUUCCCGCUCAGGAUCGUGCUGCUGAUUCUCUUCAUGUGCGUGACCCUGCUCUUGGCCAGUUUGGUGUGCCUGACUUUGCCAGUGUUCGCCGGCCGCUGGCUCAUGUCGUUCUGGACGGGCAGCGCCAAGAUCCACGAGCUGUACACGGCAGCGUGCGGCUUGUACGUGUGCUGGCUGUCCAUCAGGGCCGUGACUGUGCUGCUGGCCUGGAUGCCCCAGGGCCGCAGGGUCAUCCUGCUGAAGGUGCAGGAGUGGACGCUCAUGAUCAUGAAGACCCUGAUCGUGGCACUGCUGUUGGCCGGAGUGAUCCCCCUGCUCCUGGGUUUACUGUUCGAGCUGGUCAUCGUGGCCCCCCUCCGAGUCCCACUGGACCAGACGCCUCUCUUUUAUCCCUGGCAGGACUGGGCGUUAGGAGUGUUGCAUGCCAAAAUCAUCGCUGCCAUCACCCUUAUGGGGCCUCAGUGGUGGCUGAAAACGGUUAUCGAACAGGUGUAUGCCAACGGAAUCCGCAACAUUGACCUCCAUUUCAUCAUCCAAAAGCUGGCUGCCCCUGUCAUUGCUAUGCUGCUGCUCUCUCUCUGCGUGCCCUAUGUCAUCGCCGUGGGCGUCGUCCCCAUCGUAGGGGUCACGGCAGAAAUGCAGAAUCUGGUCCAGAGGAGAAUCUACCCCUUCCUGUUGAUGGUCGUUGUUCUCAUGGGAAUCCUCUCUUUCCAAAUCCGACAGUUCAAACGCCUUUACGAGCACAUCAAGAAUGACAAGUAUCUUGUAGGACAGAGACUCGUGAACUAUGAACGCAAAGCCGGUAAACCUGGCGGAGCCACACACAAUAGUUCGGCCCAGGAGUAAAGACGUCGGGGGAGCGCGUGCGUGCGUGCGUGCGUGUGUGUGUGUGUGUGUUCGUGUGCAUGAGAAGGAGACCGGGUGUGUGUGGGUGUAUGUGAGAGUAAACACCCUUGCUUCCUGUAGCGCGCGUGUGUGUGUCCAUCAUUUCUCAUGUCCUCUAAGACUGACGAACUCUUGACUCCUGGCCUCUCAGAUCUUGCCCUGCAAAUUGUAGCUGAAGAGGUAUGAAAUGUGUUUGUAAACAUACAGAAACACAGAGAAAUCCUUCAAGCCAACCUACUUGGAUUUAAAAGUACGUGGCACUGUAUAUCUUCGGAAAAAAAUGGGGACAAAAAAAAAGUAUGUAUAUUAAUUUAUUAAAUCUAGUUGUCACAUUAUUUUGUGGAAUCCCUUUGCUUGGUCAUAAGCAAUGACUGUGGUAUUCUCUCCAGUCUCGGGGAGGCGUGUAGGAGUUUGAGAAUUCAAUCCAACGCCAGCAUCUUGGGACUCGGCUGUAAUGUUAGUAGCCUCUUAUUUAUUAGUUGGGAGUUCCAUGGGGUAAGUCAUUGAUGUUCUUGACGACACGUUCUUGCCUGAGUGGCGGUCCGUCGCUGCCUUUUUGUUAACCGUGUCGCAAAAGUGGCUACGAGAGGAUUCUGGGGUGCACACCUCAGAGGACAAACCAAUUUGGCGCGCCACUGGAGGGUGGCGGUCCUUUAUGCUGAAAAUGGGGUGGUUCUUUAAUUCACAGUUUGUACAGGUCAUCUCCAUGAAUUCUUCUGAAGCGUGUAGUGUACAGAGUGCAGGGGUAGCGGCAUGCAAUGGCUGCUGACGAUGGACAGUAGUGUUUAUGGCUCACAGUGAGCUCCGACGCCUACUUCCGCCCCGGGAUUCGUCCUCUCGCACGUGAAGAGGCCAUCUACAGUGCUAAUUGCUUCAGUGGCUGGCUAGCGUAGACGUUUGCUGUCAAAGUUGUACCGUCGCGUGUCCGUCUCGUAACGCGUGGCCCAAAGAACUAAUUUUCCACUUCACCACCUUACUGACGUUUUUCUGGCAUGUACAGAGAAAUCUCACAGUCUUAAAAACAGUUUGCAAGCCAUUUUGACCAAAACAUCUGAAGCAGUGUGUAGACCUUUCCCACCUUAUUGUAACACACAACUCAUUUAUUAUACAGGAGGUUUGGCGGGACAGAAUAAUUUCUUUGCAUCUGGUUCCUGAACAGAUCCUCACAUUUUGUAAAUAAAUGUACAUUUUUAAAAUUCUUGCGAAUCAUAUUUUGUAGCUAGGCCUGUUUCCCUUCAACGUCACCGUCUGCCGCAAGCCCCGGGCACCUUCAGGCUGCUUCGGUUUGUCGCGGGCUGCUGUAGAAAUAGCCCCUCUGCACUGAGAAUCUCCAAGUGACCUUGCAAGUGAUCUCCUCAUACCGACCCAGAAUACUGCACGCUCCUUAAUCUUGUUUGGGCAGAUGUUUCUAUUUUUAUAUGUGCAACUAGUGAUGGCUGUGUUGGUUUUUGUUUGUCUGUUUGGUUUCUGUUUGUCUUUUUUCCCCCCCUCUGGUUCCUGUCCGGCCCGCUUCCUGGAGUCGUCGCAGGCGGGGACGACGGCCAUUCUGAAGGCGAUGGUGUAGUGGCGCUGUGGGGUGGGUGGGUGCAGGCAGCAUGUAGGUGCAGCACUAAUGACUCUCGCACGUUUGCUCCACCCGGCCUCAUCUGUCCUGUAGCAUGUUUCGUGUGAGACGUAUUCACUAUUCUGAAUGUUUUUUUUUUUUAAAGUCUCCUGCUAGGAGGCAGUGGCUGUAAUUACAUCCUAUUGGCAGAAAAGGGUUUUUUGUUUUGGUUUUUUCCCCCCGGUUCUUUGUUUUGGAGAAUUUUAAUACAAACAUUAAAUCACAAGUGUGGUA